AUGUCGCUUCUCAGGAGGUAUAAUCUGAUGUCCCAAACCAAUUCCACAGAACUGAUCAGGAGUCAACAAAAUGUCGCGCAAUUUUCUAAUGGGGUGGCUAAAAAGUUGUACAAGUUAGUGGUCAUUUCCGGGUUGGUCCUGUAUAUCAUGUAUAUUCUUUGGCCUGGUUUUCAUUGUUGCUAUUCAUUCUCAGUUUUAACUCACUUUAGGCCAACAGUCGUGGGUAAUUUAGAGAGCUCAUACUCUUCUGGUACCGGUACUAAUAGUACUACUAGCAUUAGUCAUAUUGUUUUUGGAAUAGCGAGCACUUCGAACUCAUGGAGGAACAAGAGAUGGUUCAUUGAAUCCUGGUGGCGGCCAAAUGUGACCCGAGGAUUCGUGUUUCUGGAUACAUUCCCAGUUGAUUUGAUUCCAUGGCCUGCUUCUUCUCCUCCCUUUCGGAUUUCAGAAAACACUUCCAGAUACAAAGAUUACGACAAGCAUGAAAUGACUCACGCGAUCAGAUUGGCCCGGAUAAUCAGAGAGAUUAUUAACGAGGAAGAUCAAAAUGAUGAGGAUGUGAGGUGGUAUGUUAUAGCUGAUGAUGACACUGUCAUAUUUAUCAACAAUUUGGUUGAGGUUCUUUCGAGGUAUGAUUACAACAAGUACUUCUAUGUUGGGAUGAAUUCAGAAUGUCAUGCAUCCAAUUAUUUUCACUCGUUUGAGAUGGCAUUUGGUGGAGCUGGAUAUGCUUUGAGUUACCCUCUUGCAAGGGCUUUGGCUAAGAACUUGGAUGUGUGUAUCAGGAGGUAUCCAAGUCUAUAUGGCAGUGACCACAUCGUGCAGUCCUGUGUGGCUGAUUUAGGAGUCUCUCUCACUCAGGAAAAGGGGUUUCAUCAGGUUGACCUCCACAGCGACAUCUCAGGUCUGUUAUCAGGUCAUCCACAGUCUCCUCUAGUCUCCCUCCACCACCUGAAAGUCGUAGACCCCAUUUUCCCCUCCAUGACCCGUAACCAGUCGCUGAACCAUCUAAUGAAGGCUGCAAAUGCUGACGAGUCCAGAUUACUCCAACAAACCAUUUGUUAUCACAAGCAAAACAACUGGAGUUUCUCUAUUUCAUGGGGCUACUCCGCCCAAGUUUAUGAGGCCAUAUACCCUCCCAGCAUCCUCCGACUGCCCCUCCAGACCUUCAGGCCCUGGAUGUUUGCUAAGCCAUUUUACAUUCUCAACACCCGAAUCCCUUCCACAAAAGAUCCAUGCCAAAUACCUCAUGUCUUCUUCUUUGAUUCCGUUGAGACAAUUACUGAUAUUAUUGGACGACAGCACCUUAUAGCCACAACCUAUACCAGGAGGAGGCCGCGUUUUUUGCCAGCUUGCUCAUCAACCGGGAAUCAUUCUGCUGCCCACAUCAACAUGAUUCGUGUCCUCUCCCCAGUAUUGGAGAUGCAUGACGGGCUUAAAUCUGCCUGA
This is a messenger RNA of Coffea eugenioides, 1449 nucleotides long. RefSeq lists its product as uncharacterized. The record is from RefSeq and is a predicted model, not a curated record. The transcript has 3 exons. Lineage: Eukaryota; Viridiplantae; Streptophyta; Magnoliopsida; Gentianales; Rubiaceae. Gene Ontology annotation, molecular function: acetylglucosaminyltransferase activity. The coding region runs from base 1 to 1449 and encodes 482 amino acids.